Molecule: messenger RNA, 3014 nt
Organism: Arachis stenosperma
Lineage: Eukaryota; Viridiplantae; Streptophyta; Magnoliopsida; Fabales; Fabaceae
Product: alpha-xylosidase 1-like
Exons: 3
Coding region: 27-2810 (927 amino acids)
Biological process (GO): carbohydrate metabolic process
Molecular function (GO): carbohydrate binding; hydrolase activity, hydrolyzing O-glycosyl compounds
Source: RefSeq, a predicted model, not a curated record
UCCCAAGAGUGUGUGAGUUAUUAGCCAUGGUUUCUCUUAGUCCUACUCCAUUGGUUGCACUGUGCUUAUUAUGUUUUCUUGCAUUUUGUGUACCUCAAUCUUCUUCUGCAGUCACCAAAAUUGGGCUAGGCUACCGUCUGAUUUCUAUUGAAAAUGGAGCUGAUGGUGCACUUGUUGGGACUCUCCAAGUUAAGCAGAGUAACAACAUCUAUGGUGCUGAUAUUCCCCUUCUAAGGUUCUACGCCAAGCACGAGAGUGAGAACCGUUUGAGGGUACACAUCACUGAUGCAAAGAACAAAAGGUGGGAGGUUCCUUACAAUCUUUUGCCGAGGGAGCAACCACCUCCUUUGAAGCAAAGCAUUGCAUUGUCAAGUUCUUCAGAGAAAAAGAAGAACAAGAAAAAGAAGAACCAAAGAUCAGUGUCAGAGAAAGAUUACCCUGGCUCUGAGCUUGUUCUUACUUACACUUCUGACCCUUUCAGCUUUGCGGUGAAAAGAAAGUCAAAUGGGGACACCCUUUUCAACUCAAGCUCUGAUGACACUGACCCAUUUAGUUCAUUGGUGUUCAAGGACCAAUACUUGGAGAUCUCUACCAAACUGCCCAGAGAUGCUUCUUUGUAUGGAUUGGGAGAGAACUCACAGACACAUGGAAUCAAGUUGUAUCCUAAUGACCCGUACACUCUGUAUACUACUGAUAUAGCAGCCAUUAAUGUGAAUGCUGAUUUAUACGGGUCACACCCAGUGUACAUGGAUCUCAGAAAUGAGGGUGGCAAGGCAUAUGCACAUGGUGUUCUGUUGCUGAAUAGCAAUGGAAUGGAUGUGUUUUACACAGGCACAUCUCUAACAUACAAGGUCAUUGGAGGUGUUUUGGAUUUCUACUUCUUUGCAGGACCUUCUCCUCUCAAUGUUGUUGAUCAAUACACUUCUUUGAUUGGAAGACCAGCUCCAAUGCCUUACUGGGCUUUUGGAUUUCACCAAUGCAGAUGGGGAUAUCACAAUCUAUCUGUUAUAGAAGAUGUUGUGGAGAAUUACCAGAAAGCUAAAAUCCCACUUGAUGUGAUAUGGACGGACGAUGAUCACAUGGAUGGGAAGAAGGAUUUCACGCUGAACCCAGUGAACUACCCUCGUCCGAAGCUUCUAGAAUUCUUGGACAAGAUACACAGCAUUGGAAUGAAGUACGUUGUGAUCGUUGAUCCCGGAAUUGCCGUUAAUGCAAGCUAUGGCGUAUACCAAAGAGGAAUGGCCAAUGAUGUUUUCAUCAAGCACGAUGGAGAUCCUUUCUUGGGUCAAGUGUGGCCAGGUGCAGUGCACUUCCCAGAUUUCCUGAAUCCAAAAACAGUUUCAUGGUGGGGUGAUGAGAUUCGUCGCUUCCAUGAACUUGUACCCGUUGAUGGCCUUUGGAUUGACAUGAACGAAGUUUCCAAUUUCUGUAACGGAAAGUGCACAAUCCCAGAGGGAAGAAUUUGCCCCAAUGGAACAGGACCUGGAUGGAUAUGUUGCUUGGAUUGCAAGAACAUCACAAACACAAAAUGGGACGACCCUCCUUACAAAAUCAAUGCUUCAGGAAUAAUGGCCCCGAUUGGUUACAAAACUAUAGCCACAAGUGCUGUUCACUAUAAUGGGGUUCUAGAGUAUGAUGCUCACAGCCUCUAUGGUUUCUCUCAAUCCAUUGCAACCCACAAGGGUCUCCAAGGGAUUGAAGGGAAACGGCCUUUCAUUCUUUCGCGCUCCACUUAUGUUGGUUCAGGCAAGUAUGUUGCACAUUGGACAGGUGACAAUCAAGGUACAUGGGAGAAUCUGAGAUACUCAAUAUCCACAAUGCUCAACUUUGGAAUAUUUGGGAUUCCAAUGGUUGGUUCUGAUAUAUGCGGUUUCUAUCCACAACCAACUGAAGAGCUUUGUAAUCGAUGGAUUGAGGUUGGUGCUUUCUACCCUUUCUCAAGGGAUCAUGCAAACUAUUACUCCCCAAGACAGGAGCUUUACCAAUGGGAAUCAGUAGCUGAAUCUGCUAGAAAUGCUUUGGGCAUGAGGUAUAAGAUUCUUCCGUAUCUCUACACACUCAACUAUGAGGCUCAUCUUAGUGGUGCUCCAAUUGCAAGGCCACUUUUUUUCUCAUUUCCAUCUUUCACCGAAUCAUACGGGCUCAGCACACAGUUCUUGCUUGGGAGCAGUGUCAUGGUUUCUCCUGUGGUUGAACAAGGACAAACACAAGUUAAAGCGUUAUUUCCUCCUGGCACGUGGUAUAAUUUGUUUGAUAUGGCACAUGGUGUUGUAUCCAAAGAAGGGACUUAUGUCACUCUUGAUGCGCCUCUACAUGUGGUGAAUGUGCAUUUGUAUCAGAAUGCUAUUCUUCCGAUGCAACAGGGUGGAAUGGUAUCUAAGGAUGCUAGAACCACACCCUUCAGCCUCAUUGUGACAUUCCCAGCAGGAGCAAAAGAAGGAGAAGCUCAAGGGAACCUCUUCCUCGAUGAUGAUGAGCUACCGGAGAUGAAGAUAGCUAGUGGUUCUUCAACCUACAUUGAUUUCCAUGCUACUAUAAAGGAUGGAACCGUGAGAGUGUGGUCACAGGUUCAAGAGGGUAAGUUUGCCUUGGAUAAAGGUUGGGUUAUUGACAGCAUAAAUGUGUUGGGAGUAACUGGAAGUAAGGCAGUGAUGGAUGUGUCACAGUCACAUGUGAAUGUUAGUAUAACGGAACAACAAUUGUAUGGGCAAGGUGAUGAUGGAGGAAGCAAGGUAGUGAUGGUGGGAAUGAAUGGCUUGAAUAUUCCUGUUGGUAAAAGUCUUGACAUUACUUGGAAAAUGGAAUCAUAAGAUGCUGUUGGGGUGUUCCAUCUUAAUAAGAAACCUUUGUAACUUCUUUUUUCUUUAGCUUAGUUGAAGGAGAUAUUAGCUCAAAAUGUUCGUCCUAGUCUAGCACUGCACAGCUCAAUACUAUGUUUAAUCUUUGGAAUUUGAAAUCACAUUUAUUUGUGCCUUUUUAUUAGGUGAUUCUUUUUACUUAUUAACUUAUUAUUA